Molecule: messenger RNA, 2076 nt
Organism: Chiroxiphia lanceolata (lance-tailed manakin)
Lineage: Eukaryota; Metazoa; Chordata; Aves; Passeriformes; Pipridae
Gene: KLF3
Product: Kruppel like factor 3
Exons: 5
Coding region: 347-1510 (387 amino acids)
Biological process (GO): regulation of transcription by RNA polymerase II
Molecular function (GO): RNA polymerase II cis-regulatory region sequence-specific DNA binding; DNA-binding transcription factor activity, RNA polymerase II-specific
Source: RefSeq, a predicted model, not a curated record
ACAGUUUUUCUAUGUGUAGCAGAGAAAGUGCCUGACUAGGGAAGACUCUUGGUCAGGCACAAGAAGUAUGACACUGUGGGUCAUUAUGAUGGGAUUUGUUGCUAAUAGAGUAUCUAAAUAUUGCCAAUGGAGUAUAUAAUAUAGUCAGGUCUAAAGGGUUAUAAUACGUGCAUAAGCAGGUUCAGCUAGAAACAUGCAGGUUUGUAGUCCUUGGCCUUGCAGCAUGUACAAUUCCAAAGGAACAAAGCAUCCAUGGAACUACUUUAGGAUUUUAUCUCUGCAUGUGACUGAAUCUUGGCACUUUUACUCACCUGCUCAAAAAUGAGUGUUCCAGUCUUUACUCUUGAUGUACUAUGCAGACCUCCCUGCUGUGGGAGGGGGAAUCUGUCUGGAAGCUGCCUACAACCUUGGGAGACCAGUUGGCCCCAUCUCCAGCAGCAUUUUUACCCUUUUGCAAGCCAAUGUGCACCAAAGUCAAUCUGAAUCAUUAGAGCUCCCCAUCAUGGAACGCAUUAACUAUUCAUACCCAUCCAAUUAUAUGGACCAAAUGAAGCCAAACAAAUACAGCGUCAUUUAUUCUACACCAAGUAUGUUGCACAAUAAAUUCUACUCCAACCCUGAAGGACUGUCAAAUGGAAUCCAGAUGGAGCCGGUAGACCUUACGGUAAAUAAACGGAGCUCACCACCUUCAACUGGAAGUUCUCCGUCCCCACUAAAAUUUCAGACUGUGCAUAGGAGAACUUCACCUGGAUUGACUCUGUCCUCACCCAGCUCACCUCUCAGUAAAUUCACACCAUCACCCCCAGGAGUACAGCCUAUUUCUAUGCCAAUAACAAUCCCACCUGUAAUGGCUGCUGCUCUUUCACGCCACGGACUGAGAAGCCCUGGAAUACUCCCAGUUAUACAGCCUGUUGUGGUCCAGCCAGUUCCUUUUAUGUAUGCUCCCCAUCUCCAGCAGCCCAUCAUGGUGUCCACAGUUCUUGCAGAUGAGAUGGAAACUCCAAGUAGCAUGCAAGUGCCUGUCAUUGAGUCUUAUGAGAAGCCUACACUGAAGAAAACAAUCAAAGUAGAGCCAGGAAGUGAACCAUCGAAGACUGACUUCUAUCCUGAACAAAUGUCACCUCCAAUGAUGACCUCAUUGUCUCCCCAGCAAGUAAUGUUGCAAGAGAAUCACCCUUCAGUUAUAGUUCAGCCAGGAAAGAGACCUUUACCUGUGGAAUCUCCGGACACACAAAGAAAACGUAGAAUACAUCGAUGUGAUUAUGAAGGCUGCAACAAAGUCUACACUAAAAGCUCCCAUCUGAAGGCUCACCGAAGAACCCAUACAGGUGAAAAACCGUACAAAUGCACUUGGGAGGGAUGCACGUGGAAGUUUGCUCGUUCUGAUGAACUAACGCGGCAUUUCCGCAAGCACACGGGAAUCAAACCUUUUCAGUGCCCAGACUGUGACCGUAGCUUUUCCCGUUCGGACCAUCUUGCUCUUCACAGAAAACGCCACAUGCUAGUCUGAAUGUCUUCUGUCCCUGACUCCUGUCACACUUUUUUUGUUUUUUACACAUGCAUUUUAAUUUGGAUUCAGCUGGUCUGGAUCUCUGAGUUUAUACCAUUAAAAGCUUACAUAUGGUCAGUAACAGAUGUUAUCUAACCCUCCUAUGUCCUUGCCACGGGUCAGACCUAGAGAAUGUGAAUACUUCUUUUUUUUCUCCUGGGGAUGCUAAGCAAACCCUUUCUACAUUCAGUGUGUUUAAUGUAUUCCAUUUGUGAAUAAGGGAAUUUGUAAACUAACGGCUUUUGUUGGUUUCUUCAUAUAAUCAACCCAGCAUAUACUGAUAAAGUAGUAAAUGUUAUUGAAUAUCCAAAAUGCUAGUCCUUGACAGACACUUUCAUUUAUGUGCCCAGUAAGGGAUACGCUCUCAUUUUAUGCUCAACAAUGCAAUGAAUGAACUCUCCUGGCUGUGCUGAUUUCUGCAAUGUGGUUAAUGCAGCAGUUUUAGAAAGACAUUUGAUUUAGAAAUCCCCUCUGCCCAAACAGUGAGUAACGCUGAGGAAAUAAAUCUAAACAGUGUAAUUACUUUA